This is a messenger RNA of Jaminaea rosea, 1330 nucleotides long. Its product is annotated as putative ERG25-C-4 methyl sterol oxidase. Gene Ontology annotation, biological process: ergosterol biosynthetic process. Lineage: Eukaryota; Fungi; Basidiomycota; Exobasidiomycetes; Microstromatales. Gene Ontology annotation, molecular function: C-4 methylsterol oxidase activity; iron ion binding. The transcript has 2 exons. Bases 74 to 1045 code for a protein of 323 amino acids. The record is from RefSeq and is a predicted model, not a curated record.
GGACAUCCUUACGUCGCAUCUGCCCAACUUCGGCAGCUUCGGUGGCGCUGCUGCCAAUGGCAUGAAUGCUACCAUGGCUGCUGCCGCGCCCGUUGCUCCUCUCUGGGGUGCUGACCUCUAUCAGGGCACGGACGUCGCUGCGCUCAACUUCCUCGAGAAGGCUUGGAUGAACUGGUACAUCUGGAUUGGCAACCCCGUCAUUGCAACUGGCUUGAUGAGCUUCUUGAUGCACGAGAUCGUCUACUUCGGACGAGCCAUUCCUUGGAUCAUCAUCGACUCAAUGCCUUCCAUGCGCAAGUACAAGAUCCAAGAAGACCGUGUUCCCACUCCUGAGCAGCAGUGGAAGUGCACGCGUUACGUGCUCCUCACCCACUUCACCGUCGAGCUCCCUCAGAUCUGGUCCUUCCACCCACUUUGCGAGUAUCUUGGACUCGCGACACACGAGGUGCCCUUCCCCUCGUGGACCAAAAUCCUCAUUCAAAUCGGUUGCUUCUUCGUCUUCGAGGACAUGUUCCACUACUGGGCGCAUCGCGCUCUGCACUGGGGCCCCCUCUACAAGCACAUCCACAAGAAGCAUCACGAGUUCUCAGCCCCCUUCGGUCUGGCUGCAGAGUACGCCCACCCGCUCGAGGUCCUCAUUCUCGGCAUGGGAACCGUAGGCGGUCCUUUCCUUUACUGCGCAAUCACCAAGGACCUGCACAUCCUCACCGUCUACAUCUGGGUCACGCUCCGUCUCUUCCAGGCAAUUGACGCUCACUCGGGCUACGACUUCCCCAUCUCGAUGCACAACUGGAUUCCUUUCUGGGCUGGAGCGGAUCACCACGACCACCACCACAUGGCAUUCGUGGGCUGCUACUCGACGAGCUUCAGGUGGUGGGACCACUUCAUGGGCACCGACGCCUCGUACAAGCGCUACAGGGCUAGGCAGGCAGAGGAGAAGAGGAAGGCCAAGGAGGAGGGCCUCGAGUGGCCUACGAAGCCUGCGAGCAAGACGGCUACGGGUGCGCCACUGAGCAAGUCCGCUGUGCACAAGAAGGUGCAGUAGGCGGGCGCUCAAUCAACCAUUAUGGCACUCCAUUGGCUCGGUGGCUCUCUCACAGGAACUUUUCGAGUCUUCUCACUCCACGCCACACCGCUACCCCUUCUCUCUUUUCACCUAAACGUAGAUACCAACUCACCGCUCCCCACCUCAUCUUACAAGGCAGCCUGCUCUACCGAAGCUCUUGCCCCUCACCGGACGUGCAUCUAGAGUCUGUGCUGCCUCUUUUGUCAAAUUCUCUCUUUACACUCUAUACAAAUACAAAGCAUCUUGCACGCGCUCAUGCCAGCA